AUGGAAGCGGCGGCGCCUCGCUCGCUGCGCGUCCAGCGGCUCCUCCUGGACCCCAAGUUCGAAGGCUACAAGCUGUCCCUGGAGCCGCUGGCCUGUUACCAAGCGCCGCUCGAGUCACCUGUAGCAGAAGUCAGACUUCGAGAUGAGCAGUACACCCUAGAGCACAUGCGUGCCUUCGGCAUGUAUAAUUACCUACAGCUCGAUUCCUGGCACCAAGAUAAUGUUUACUAUGUUGAUCAACUUGGAAGAGUCAUGAAUUUAUCUGUUACUCUGGACACUGCUUUGAAAAAGCCGCGAGAAGUGUUUAGGCUUCCUGCAGACCUGACAGCUUGUGAUAAUCGGCUUUGUGCCUCGAUGCAUUUUGCGUCUUCCACCUGGGUGACCCUUUCCGAUGGAACGGGGAGGCUGUAUCUGCUCCGAACAGGCAAGCGUGGCGAAGGUGCCAGCGAAAAAUGGGAAAUAUUAUUCAAUGAAGAGUUCGGAAGUCCCUUUGUUGUAGUCCACAGCGUCUCCUGUGUGACAUCCGAUUCACAUUCCAUAAGUGUGCUACUCCUGCGAGUGGAGAAAGAUGAAUUGGACGUGCAAGGCAGUGGCUUCCAUGUUUCAUUGGAGUGGGUUACAAUUAGUAAAGCUGCUAAAGAGGGUGUCCAAGAGUAUGAGGUUUCUAAGCGUUGGGUUCUUCAAGGAAAGUCGGUUCCUCAUUACGCAGCCAUAGAGCCCAGCGGCGAAGGUCUGAUGGUCGUCUCUUACAAACCCUUCGCAUUUAUAAAGCAGAACUGUGAGAACAAACAUGAGGAAAACGGAAAGGGGAAGGAGGAAGAAAAAAAAGAGCCCCUCUACUACUGGCAACAGAGUGAAGAAGAUUUGACAGUCACUUUUCGCCUACCGGAAGAAUUCAUAAAGGAGGAUGUGCAAAUUCGCUUUUCUCCGGAUUCUAUCAGCGUAGCGCUGAAAGAUCCACUCCUUCCUCUGUUGGAAGGAACCCUUUAUUCGUCAAUUGACCAUGAAAGCUCAGCAUGGAUAAUUAAAGAAAAUAGCAGUUUGGAGAUAUCCUUGAUUAAGAAAGAAGAAGGAUGUAUGUGGCCAGAGCUGAUCGUUGGUGAUUCUCGGGGGGAAUUAAUCAUGGACCCUGCCCAGAGCAAAGCAAUUGCUGAGCGGCUGUUGCAUCUUACCUCUGAAGAAAUGAAUCCAGACCCUACCAAAGAAAACCCUCCAUGUAAUGCUCAGGAGCUGGAAGAAUGUGAUAUUUUCCUUGAAGACAGCACAAGUUUGUGCAGAUUCGAUGGUAACACCCUGAAGGUCACCCAUGUGGUGAAUCUUGGGAGCAACCAGUAUCUCUUCUCAACAGUGGUGGAUCCCAAGGAAAUGCCUUGUUUCUGCUUGCGCCAUGAUGUCGAUGCUCUUCUCUGGCAGCCACGCCCAGAUCAGCAGGACAUGUGGGAGCACGUUUCUACUUUCAAUGCCUUAGGUUACGUGCAAGCAUCCAAGCGAGACAAGAAAUUCAUGGCCUCUGCCCCAAACCAUUCCUACUCCGCCCUUUGCGAGUGCCUGAGGCGAGUGUUUAUCUAUCGGCAACCGACUCCUCUUUCCACCGUCCUCUACAACAGAAAGGAAGGAAGACAAGUAGGGCAGGUUGCUAAGCAGCUGGUAGCAACUCUGGAAAGCCACGAUCCGGUUUUGGGGUUUCAAGCAACGAACGAGAGAUUAUUUGUUCUCACAACAAAAAUCCUGUUUAUAAUAAAAGUAAGCACUGAGAAUUAAAGGCCAAAUCUCUCCUCUCGACUUCUCUGCAUUC
Molecule: messenger RNA, 1795 nt
Organism: Euleptes europaea (tarantolino)
Lineage: Eukaryota; Metazoa; Chordata; Lepidosauria; Squamata; Sphaerodactylidae
Gene: NUDCD1
Product: NudC domain containing 1
Exons: 10
Coding region: 1-1761 (586 amino acids)
Source: RefSeq, a predicted model, not a curated record